AUGGUUGAAAGUUCUGGGGAGGCAAAGAUGAGAUUGAGACUUCUGGUCGAUGAAGAGAAGAACAAGGUUGUCUGGGCAGAGGCUGAGAAGGAUUUCGCCGAGGUACUCUUUAGUUUUCUUGUAUUGCCAGUGGGGACAAUUGUGAGAUUGCUAGAGAAGCGUAUAAAAUCUGGGACACUGGUCAUAGGUUGCUUGGACAACCUUUACAGAAGUGUUUCAGAGAUGGGCAUCUAUUAUUUUCGGACCCAAGGUUGUAUGGAUAGGCUGCUGUUUCCACAGAACGUGAUGGAGGAUCAAUGUAGAAGGCUUAAGAUCAACAUCGACGAUACUGAUAAUCGGGCUACUAAGUAUUUUGUGUGCCCAAAUUCUGAAAGUGUUGAAUCGUGCUGCAAACUAUACAGCAACAUUUAUGCUACCUCGAAAUGUAGCUGUGGACGGCUGAUGAACAGAGAGGUCAGAUCUUCAGAAGAAGAUCGAGUUGCAGGCAGUGUAUACGUCAGCAACCAUACCUCAUUCAUUAUCACUGAUGAUAUGACUGUGGCUGUUAACUCUCCCGGCCUUUUCCUUAACUCUCUCAAACGUCUAGGUUAUGCUGAUGUUGCUAAGCUUGGUGAAAUGUUUCUUGAUGUUGGUCACGAAGAGGUUAUGAGUUUGCUGGAGUGUUUAUUCACCUCAGACACCCCAUUGACGGACGCAUUUCUGCGGAAGCAAAGUUCACAUGUUAUUACAAAGACGUAUCAAAUGCCUGCCCCGGUUGGGCUAGGAAAUGGAGGCGAAGCAGCAGAACCUGACCCAGCAAUUACUUUGAAUGUUUGUGUGAGAAAGCAGGACAGCAAGUUUCUGUAUUUUGAAUGCGGAGAUGACUUUGUUGAUCUUCUUUUCACUUUCCUUGGCAUGUCUGUGGUCUCUGUUUGGAAAAAUGCUGGGGACGGUAUCAUUCUUGGAUGCAUCGGUAACUUGUGCAGAAGUUUCAAAGAUUUAAGCUCCACGGAAUGGACAGAUGCCUCUUUUCAGCCACCUAAGUUAUACCGCUAUGGUUAUACUUAUCAUAGUAGCUAUAGUCAUAGUAAGCGGUAUGGCUUCACUAGAAACUGCAGCAGGCGUCUUGAAAAUGCUUCUGAGAAGCUUGUGCCCGUGAAUCCGGUGGAUGAUAAUUGUAAGUUUGUGAAGGAAAAGACAAGGUUCUUUUUGUCAGAUGACAUGGUCAUCAAACCUUGGUUCUCAACUUCACCCAUUUCAUUGCUAAAGGAGCUGCAUGUCCGCUUAGAUGAUGUUGAGAUGCAAGUGAUUAGCAUCAGAAGAAAGGAGAUCAUAAACUUGGUGGGAGCUUCUUUGGUGACACCCUUCGCCUUGAGCACUGCUCUUCGCAAAUUGCUCCCGAAGAAGCCUAAAGAAGAACCUUAUUUGACUCCAUCGAAGCGAAGUUUCUCUUCUGGAGAUGGCUCUUGAAUGUUUUUUUCCAUCUUUGGGUUAUCAUGCUCAUGUCAUAAGCUUUUGUUCCAUUCUCUUCAUCUUCUACUGCAUCGUUGUCUUUGGAGUUGUGGUCGUGUUGCAUGGCUCUAUUGUUGGUGUUUUUUUAG
Molecule: messenger RNA, 1580 nt
Organism: Tarenaya hassleriana
Lineage: Eukaryota; Viridiplantae; Streptophyta; Magnoliopsida; Brassicales; Cleomaceae
Exons: 3
Coding region: 1-1449 (482 amino acids)
Source: RefSeq, a predicted model, not a curated record